AUGUUGUGGCAUGAAGAGGAAAAGCUCGAGCCGAUGCCACCGCCGCCAGCACCACAGGCGUCUCCAGACGUACGUUUUGUAUAUGCUCCUCAACCAAAUAAAGCUCACAAUGGCUCGGAUGAUGACGAAGAGCUCUUGAUACCGCAAUCUCCUCCCAUCCCACACACUCACCCGUUGCUGACACUAAGCGAUGAAAGUGCACGCAAUCUCAGGUUACAACAGGAAAAAGGAGGAAUGGCGAUUUACAGUAGCGAAAAAUUACGUCGUCAUCGGUCAAUUGCUACGCAAAAGCGACUAAAUGCGACGUUUUUGAGCCGAGCACUGGAAGAACCUAAAGAAAAUGUCAAUUCUGUUGCAGCUGAGACGAGGCAUUCCAGUUGUGGUCUUGCAGUGCAACUGCAGUUAUCAAAAAAGGACAUGAAAGAGAUGCAAGUAUUGACGCAAUUGGAUGAACAAGAGAGGAUCGUUGCUGCAACCGAAGCUAGUUCGAAACGUCACGAGUUGUUGGAGACUGUUCGCCAAGAGGUGAGUGCGAGCAAGUGGAGAAACGAAAAUGGAGAUACUGAUCGAGGGCUGAGCAAUGAAGCCAGAGAGAGUGCACUGGUGCGUGCUAGUGAGAGAAAAGUGAGAAAGCAGCUGAAUGCCAAGUGGGUGCAGACGCGAGAGGAUCCUACUAAUCGUCCCAAGGGACCAUUGGAACGACCAGAGGAGCGGGACUUGAGAGAGACGUUGUUUCGGACUACACCAAGUGACUUGAUACGGUCGGGUGUGCUCUAUGAUGAAGUUGACGCAGCACGUAAUGUUACGUUUGGACCGAUGAGCAUAACUCAUUUGCCUGUAAUUUCGAGCGGAAUUGUGGGAUUGGUUGGAUGUUGUUUUGAAAAGUAUGAUCAUACAAAUUGA
Molecule: messenger RNA, 903 nt
Organism: Peronospora farinosa
Lineage: Eukaryota; Oomycota; Peronosporomycetes; Peronosporales; Peronosporaceae
Source: the annotation of a GenBank genome assembly